CGCCACCACGCCGGACCCUCAGUGAUCUCAGUGAUCUUGUUGCUCUUGUGACACCACGACCACUCGCACCGUCAGGAACUUUUCGCACUGUUGCCGAAACUCUUGUUUGUUUGGAGAAGUAACCCAUAAACAAACAGCAAAAUGAUGAGCCCUUCCCGCGACGAAAUGGGUGCCAUGGGAGGCGCACGUGGAGGCGGCGGUGGAGGAGGUGGAGGCUUCAGUGAGAGAGGCCGCCGCCCACACCGCCACCCCGGCAGUGCUGAGGUGGAGGCCGAGAUGCGCCUCUACCUGGACAAGCUGCGAGAGAUCGUACCUCACAUCCCCAAGAAUCGCAAGGUGACGCGCCUCGAACUCAUCCAGCACGUGAUCGACUACAUCUGCGACCUGCAACACGCCCUCGAGGACCACCCCGGCCUGAAGGACGAGCCCACUGCCCGCCUCCUCACCCCGCCCACCUCGCCCAACCAUCCCCUCCACACCAUCACGCCCCCACACGGCUUCUCCAACGCCAUGAACCUACAACACCUCCACAACCCCCACCACCACAUGUCCCCAGCGUCAUCCACCACCAGGCAACCUUUGGGCGUCCUCUCCAUGACCAAUACCCUUCAGACCCCCGCGACGAGGCGGGACGUGACCAAGACCACCAGUAGACUCAACGGUUCGAUAUCACACACUCUUCCGGGCAGCAGCUGAGUCCUGCCGCCUCCACCGCCUCAGCCACCACCACCACCACCACCACCACCUCCCACUAUGUCCCCGUCGCCGCCCAUACGCCCCUCAGCAGCGGCAGCACGGAGGGCGGAGGAGCCUGGUGCGUGAGGCUGGUUCUCGUCGAGCGGGUGGCACCGGCAGAGUGCUCGAGUCCCUGACACUGACCUACAGUCUGUUCAGAUUAAAUUGAUGGAUAAGAAUUUCCCUCCACACUCCCUCCACUCCACCUUCCCGUGAAGUAUCCACUCUCCUCCUCCUCCUCCCAGACGGAAGGGGCAGUGCUUCGUCAAGUUAAUCUGGACAGGCUGCAGUGAGUCCGCCUCGGCGCUCGCACCCCCACGCGGCCACAGUCAUUCUACUACACAGUAUUAAAUGUUUACGGAGGGCGUUCCGUUUUCGAGACUUGAACAGACUGUUCACAAUGUAUUUUUAAGGAAUCUUUUAUUUUCUUUCUCUCUCGAGCACAUUUAUACUUAUAAUUAUUGUUAUCGUUCGUUACUUAUUAAGAGAAUAGUCCUUCUAUGACAAGUUCUGGCAUUCUACAGGUUCACAGUCAGACCGGAACCCCCGACACUCUUGUUUGUAUAGUUGUUGCCUUUUAUAUAUAUUGUAGCCGUAACGAGCAGGGCGCCUCGAGGCAUGGCCGCCCUGCGCUUUUAUGUGUUCCUGUAAUUUCAUGUCUUGAGUAGUCUCUGUCGGCUUGAACAUGAGUGGUGUGAUCCAGAGGCCACACAGUGACCUCGGCUUGGUGAUGGGGUCGGCGAGGCCUCAAGUGCUGCGUCAAGGGUGCAGAUCCCGGCAGCAGCAGGUGCGUCACGUCCCGGGCGAGCGGCGCCGCCAGACCCACACCUCGGCACCUAAAUAGCCCCGAUGUGUAUUCAAGGCUUGCUUCCUGCACGGUAUGGCCGAUCCUGGCGUCAUCCCGCCUUGUCCUCACCCGCCCAGUGCCUCACCUUCACGGCAGGCCGCGGGAGGCUCACAGGGAGGCCGACGAUCUGCAGAAGACAAAAGAAACCCUUCUCUUCCUGUUUCCUCAUCGGCGCCGAACAUUCACCCGUCGUCGCAGCUCCGCAUGCUCCUUGUCAUCCUCCUCCUCCUCCUCCUCCUCCUCCCUCCGUCCACCUCCCAGCUGCCGCCCUGACGCCACAUGGCCCACAACUGUCUCCCUCUGGGGUGAAGCAAAACAGCACCACAGAUGUGACGGCUGGACGGUGACACACGGACGCCGGCUGAUUCUUCUUACCGGUUUGAGCUCACUCAGGGCCUCCUCCGCCCGCUGCCCCUCCACCUCCGCACCACAACUGGCCUGCCACUGCCUGCUGCUCCCCACAUGGUGAGCAGCACAGGCGGCCCUGCUGUCAUCCGGUGGUACAUUUACUUGUGCUGUUUCGUCUCUUCUCGUCCCUGAUGCACGACACAUCGGGGGCCAAUAAACUGCGGGUGAAGUCUCCCAGCACGGCCAUAUGGCUGCCAACUGCCGCCAAGGAGUGGCGAUGGUCGGGCAGAUGGUCUUACCAGUGCCUGGAGUCAUCGAGCGAGGCAGACACCCCCGCCACUCUGAGUACAACUUGAAACAUCCCGUGGGACCGUGUCCAGGCGCUGCGCGUCUCCCAGACACCGCAGCCCCGCCCUGUCCCGAGGCAUCCCUUGACCUGCCCCCACUGACGUCCUCCCCGCCCCAAGAACCAUCACCUCAUGACAGCCACUCCUUCAUUUCUAACAUAUUACACCAAAGAAUAUCAUUGUAUUUUUGUUUAUAUUUAGAUUAUGUCCUGCAUUGUAAGAUAUGAUCAUUACCCAGUAUCCUAUAAAUGCAGCGAAUAUCAAUACUGCGCCUCGGAGCGACACCCGGCCUGGAGGAGGCGCCGCGGCCGACCCCCGCAUCCACUCCUCGGCGACCGCAAGCCGGCCAAAACAUAUCGUAGUGGCUGCAGCAGGAGGCGGAUGCCUCACCAGUGGUCGGCUGCAGCACUGCCUCCAGCGGCCUCGCGGGGGCGCACGUGACGCUCCCUUAGUGUCGUCAGCUGCUCAGGAGUGUUGCCGUCAUCGUCAGCUGUUUGGUAGCGUCCAGAUGCCGCGUCGCUUCCAGCAGAAGGGUCGUCUUCGAUCCAGCGUCCCGCGCGUACCUUUCCGUUCACUCCGUCAGCCGUGGCUUCAGCACACGCUGCUCAGGCUCGCUGAUUUCAUGUCACUUAUGAUGCGUAACUCACGCUGCUCCUCGCCUGUUGACGCCGCGAGGAAUGUCAAAGGAGAGCCCCGAGCAGCGCUGCUGAAGCCGCCGCCUGGCGCCUCUCGGAGUACCACACAUAGCAGUUGGUUCCACAAGCUGCUGACGGCACAGAGGGAGGCGUGCCCUAGUAUUACCUGUGCACUGUACUAGUCCACGUGAGCUUCAGACGGUCACAAAUAGUCACGUAACCCGAUGCUGAUCGUCCUCGUCCUCCUCCUCUGUGUGUUAGGGAAGGAGGGUGUCAAGGCCGCGCCACACACCCAGCCGUACCCUCGCCCCUGCCCCACGCCUCUUCAGCCUGUCCUACUAGCGAUGACGGUCAUACAGUAACCACACUUACUGAAGGGGCUGUGAACGCAGUGAGGCUGGCCAUGUAUGUUCGUGUGUGAGUAUAUGUGUGUACGUAUGAGCGAGGCAUGCGCACCUGUUAUGUGUAUGUGUGUGACGUCUGGCCGUAAUGAGGGCGCCCCCAUACAUGGCUGUGGCGUGCCGGGGACGUACAGCUGCCCCACAUGAGGGUAUCCGUGACCGUAAUGAAUGUACACACUAGCCCAUGUUAUGUACACGAGCUUAAUUAAUAACGUACUAUACCUAAGACUAAUGAAUGGACAUGAUGACCGCGGGCGUCCACCUGCGCCUAAUUAAAAGUUUACCUGUAGGAGUGGCCACCGCUGGUCCCUUCAUUAAUGUUGGUAAUAAAAAGGGUUUUGUAAU
Scylla paramamosain (green mud crab) is the source of this 3658-nucleotide messenger RNA. Its product is annotated as achaete-scute homolog 2-like. The record is from RefSeq and is a predicted model, not a curated record. Gene Ontology annotation, cellular component: cytoplasm; nucleus. Gene Ontology annotation, molecular function: protein dimerization activity; transcription regulator activity. Lineage: Eukaryota; Metazoa; Arthropoda; Malacostraca; Decapoda; Portunidae. Gene Ontology annotation, biological process: cell differentiation; negative regulation of transcription by RNA polymerase II; circadian regulation of gene expression.